This is a messenger RNA of Brassica rapa (field mustard), 4077 nucleotides long. RefSeq lists its product as uncharacterized. Lineage: Eukaryota; Viridiplantae; Streptophyta; Magnoliopsida; Brassicales; Brassicaceae. The record is from RefSeq and is a predicted model, not a curated record.
CAUCUUUUGAUCAAGCUGAGAGUGUUACACAACCAGCAGCUUGAUUCCAUCCUAUCUAUCUUUAUUUAUCUUGUUUUAUCAUAUUAGAAAUCAUAUCUCAUUUGAUUUUGCAUUUGUUUUCAGGUUCAUAACUUGCAUUCCAUCAUAUCGCCCAUCCGAUCAUCUCUUUGGUCGACCCAUCCAAGCUUCCAUCAUCCAUCUUGCCCACCCUGAAUCCUAGCCUACAACAUUUGGUAUCAGAGCUUAAGCUCCUGAAUCAGGUCCAUUCUAUCCUUGCAUCAUUCAUCUUGUUUGCAUUUGUUUUUCCAUUUAUAAAUAAAAAAAAAAACUGUUUUUUGCAUUUUUGUGUUCUUUGUUCAUCAUAAAUUGAAAAGCCAUAAAGAGUUGAGAUAGGAGACGACCUGUUGUCUAGUUUGAUUCAUUUCAUCCAUAAAAAGAAAAGAAAAACGUGUUUGCAUUCAUUCCCCAGCUCCACUUUCCAUUUUUAGAUUUUGUGCAUUCAUUUCAAAAAAAAAAAAAAGAUCUGCAUUUUCAUAGUUGUUUCUUGCUUAAAAAAAAAUAAAUAAAAAGUUAUACCAUUUUUAAUUUCGUGCAUACCAUAUUUGUUUCAUAAGUUUGUUAUUUGCAUUCAAAAAAAAAAAAAUCAUUCAGCUUAAUUUAUAUCAUUUUGGGUUCAAGUAUACAUUUUAGUUUCCAUUUCCGGUGUUUUUGCAUUUCAUCUUAAGAAAAUUCAAAAAAAAUCAGUGUUAGUUUAAUUUCCAUAUUUUCUUCCCAUUUUUGUUUCUUUUCAUACCAUAUUGUUUAAUUUCGAAAUUGCAUUCAGAAAACCAAAAGAAAAAUCAUUUUAGUAUAGUUACUUCAUUUCGGUUCAUAAUUGCAUAUUUUCUCGGUUUAGUUAAAUUGCAUUUGUUUUAUUUUGGUUAGACCAAAACUUUCCAUACCUUCACUUUUUCUUUGAGAUUGUUUUCAGGAAGCAAUGGAGGAGGAGAGACACGGCCAAAACCUAAGGGCCACCUUGAGCCAACAGUCCGCAGCUCUACAACAGCUCCAAAUUAAGAUUGCUCAAUUGGAGAAAAGAAAUCAGGCACAAGGCCAACGUCCACAUGAAGGAGAAAGGAGAUUUGGAAAUGUACCAGGGGCAGUCUAUGUCGAGCCCAAGCCACCAGAUCCUUCAAGGAUCAAUCAAACUCCAACUUCUAAAACCCACAACCCUUAUGUUGUUAAUUCUUGGUUUGAUUAUAACUCUUUUGCUGAUAAAGUUGAACUCUUUAAAUUUUCAGGAAAAAGAGGUUAUCUAAGAUGGGAGAGGAACCUUGAUGAAUGGUUUCACUACAACAACAUCCUGAGGAAAGAGAGGCUAGCUUAUGCCAUUGAUCAACUAAAAGAUGAUGCUCUUAAAUGGUGGGUACAAGAAGAGGAUGAUAGAUGGUUUUACAAGGAGCCAGCUAUCAAAACGUGGAGAGCUCUUAAGGAAGUCAUGAGGGAUAGAUUUGCACCAGAUUAUACAAGGUCUGAAAUCCAGGAACUAUAUCCAAGGAGAUAUUCAACUCAUGGUUCCAAAGAAGCAAGGAAAAUUGUGGAACAAGAAGUUCAAAGAGUCUUGCCUAAAGAAGCCAACUUUCAGCCAAACCAGGGGCACGCCAUUGUCCACUGCUUAGAGCAGGAGAGUGACAUCCCAAAGGUCAGGAAGAUGAGUACAAGUGUCGGCCAAAACACUUUGAUCAGGUCCAAAGACAAACCAGAGCAAGUUAUUGUCCAAGUAAAGGCUAAGGUAAGUCCUAUACAUGAUAAAUCUUUUCAUAAAUCAUCUACCACUUGUAUGAUGCACUUGUCUUUGUCCAAGAGUGUUAUUACAGGUCUAAAUGAGCCUAGGUACAUAGAAGAAGAGGCGCCAGGCACAAACCUUCCAAUGGACCAGAAGGAAGCUCAAAGCACAAAGCAAUCAAAGUUGCUUAAUAAACCAAAACCAGUGAUCCAAGUAUCAAACCAAGGGAUACCAGAUGAGAGCCAUAUGCUUACUGGAGUUCCAAGUGCCGAACCAGAUCAUGAGCUCAAUCAAAAUCCACACCAUAAGUGGAAACCGAAAUCUGAACAAUGUACUGUUCAAGUGCCAAAAUCUGAGGUAAAAUUCACUUUAAACCAGAAUGUUUUUAUUGAUUCUAUGACAAGAUUAAUGCACUUGUCUUGUCCAAGGAAAAGUGAAAUUGGUACAGGAAAGCAAGGUUAUUACAAGGCAAACAAAGAACAAGAAGUUCUUACUGCCACAUUUGACAUUAAGGUUAAUUGUUCUAUGUUUUCUUCAGUUUAUAAAUCCCUAUACUUUGGUAUAAUACACUUGUCUUUGCCAAGAUGUUUUGAUCCAGGGAUAAGUCAAGAAGAACAUAAAAACCGAGCUGAGCUAUCACAAGAAGAUGGUUAUGCCAACCAAGGUAAACAUUUGCAAGAAAGGCAGCCAUCUAACCAAAUCUGUCCAAAGAAGAAUAUCAUUCUUCAUCAUGCUGAUGCACCCAAGGUAAAUUCGACCAUAACAAAUUCUGUUCAUGAAAUUCCAGUAUCAGAUAUAAUUCACUUGGUCUUUGUCCAGAAUGUUAAAAAAAUUUCAGGUUGCAAAGAAGAAAGCUUCGAAGAAAUCCCACCGGAUAAUCUUUUGUUGCUAGGAGGAUCAAACCCAAAGAUGGUCAGAGCUGAGCCUGCUAGGAGUAUGAAGGACCAUCCACUGAAGAAGAGAAGCAAUGCAAAAGUCCAUAGCAGAGGCGUGAUCCUAUCCUAUUUGCUGAAAGAAGAGCCACCUGAUGAACAAUCCAUCACCAAACCAAAACAAUAUCAAGGUAAGACCUUAGAAUCUCAAAAGAGUAUGAAAGCUGACUUGCUCUAUCUUGGUGCAGGUUAUACAGUUUCGAGGUCGAAACCUUUUCAAGGGGGAGGGAAUGUUGCGGCCAGCAAUUCAGCAGCUCAACCAGAGGUCGACCCAACACCCUACUCAACCAGCCAAGGCGCCAACCAGGACAUACGUGCACUAAAAAUGCCAUAUCUUACAAACCAGGAGGGUUUAAAUCACGAGGAUAAUUUUUAUGGAUUCUACACUCAAGAGGAGUCCAGGCAAAUUGGAAUCUGCCCAAAAUAUUCACGGAGCAAGAAGUUAUGAAUUUUACAAUUCAGAGGUUUCUCAGCCCGUCCAUCUGCGAGUAUGCGACUUUAGAAGAGGAUUCAAGCCCAAAGAAGAAGCGGCCUGAACCAAAACCGAUCAUAGGAAUCAAGAGGAGUUUAUUAGCUUUCCAGAAAGCCCAAGAUCUCGAGAAAUGGUCAAGGAAAUUGGAAGAUAUGAUCAAUUUCCCAAAACCGGCCAAACCAGCUCUACACUUGCCUUAUUUGGAAGAUCCGGGUUUCACAUCGAACCAACCUCAAGAAUGGCAACCAGGAGACCUUCUAAGUCAUUCAGAGGCACUCUACAACAUCAUAGGAAGCACCAUGCCACACUGGAUCAGGCGGAUCCCAAUCAAACCAAAAGAUCAAGCCGGUUUGCAUCAAUUGGCCAAACCGACAUCAUUUAAGGAAAGUCUUCAACCAAUUCAACUUGGUUCGACCCAGGGCUAUCUAUGGGAACCAGGAGAUACUCUAGACCAUUCAGAAGACAUCCAAGACGUCCUCAGCUGGACCAGCACCCAGGAGAUCAGGCGGAUCUCUCUUCCCAUCAACCUUCCAUAUUUGGCAACAUCUACACUAAAUGCUUUGGAGAAGUUUCUACAGAUUUUUGCCCAAGACCAACGGCCAUAUUCUCUUUUACUGAGGCCAAGGAGUAUUUCAGGAAGGCUUGAAGAUCAUGGCCACGUCCAGAAGCUAUCAAGAUACAAGUCUUCACAAGUUUCUCUUUUGGAAGGAAGCAAAUCAAGCCUAACGGCUAUAUUCCAUGGAGUCAUCAAAGCCUUUGCUCCCAAGACUUUAAGUUCAAGUUAUUUUGUUUCCUUUUAUCAUUUUAUGACUGUUAGAGUCUGUCCUUGUCGAGCCUAUAAAGCUCUAGUCUUUGCUUCAUUGUAAAUGACCCAUUUUUGAAAGUAAUAAGAAUUAUUCAGUUUUCUA